Molecule: messenger RNA, 712 nt
Organism: Drosophila grimshawi
Lineage: Eukaryota; Metazoa; Arthropoda; Insecta; Diptera; Drosophilidae
Product: dynein regulatory complex protein 8
Exons: 3
Coding region: 54-629 (191 amino acids)
Molecular function (GO): calcium ion binding
Source: RefSeq, a predicted model, not a curated record
CAAAAAAUUACAAAAAAAUAAAAUUAAAUUGAAAACCCAAAUUCACCGUUAAUAUGGAAAUCGGCAUCCCACUUGCAAAUGAGCUCGAGGUUCGCAUUUCGGAAGCUUUCUGUGUUUUUGAUCAUCACGGCGAUAAGUAUAUAGACACUCGUAAUAUCGGUGAUGUGCUACGAUUUUUGGGCUGUGUUCCCUCAGAAAAGGAAAUCAAUGCGAUUAUCAAAGCCACUGACUCUGUGGAGAAUCCGGGAGAGACCUAUUUGCCAAAAUUUAUUGCCCACGUUUCACAUUUGUUAAUGAAUCGAAAAAUGGAGCCAGCCAGUCCCGAAAAAAUUUUAGCUGCAUUCGAAGUUUUAGAUCCCGAAAACAAACGCUUUCUUACGAAGGAUUACUUUGGCAAAUUAAUGAGCGAGGAAGGAGAGCCUUUUACCAAAGAUGAAUUGAAUGCUAUGUGGCCAGUGGCAAUAGAUCCAAUCACGGGAAAUAUACCCUAUAUAUUCUAUAUUAAUCAUUUGAAGCACAAAACUACAAUAUACGAUAUUGCUGAAGUAGUAAAGGAAGAGCACGCCGCCAACGAAAAGGAAAAGAAGAAAGAACGCAACCCAAUGCCACAAAUGCCACACAUGCCGUAAACUAUUCAAUUGACAAUAAGACUAUAGAUUUCGAAAUAAAAUUACAUGUAUUGAGCCGAAACAAGUGAAUUCAAUUCUACGAU